UUAUUAUGGCCAAUUUCUUUACCAUUUAGACAGGGUUUCCUUGGCUUUUACGGGAAAUGAACUAUUUUCCUUGAUUAACUCAGCUUCGUAAUAGCAUUUUAGUUAUCCUUGUACCAUUUUAGUAGUAAUUUGUAGCAGUAACAGCUUUAAAUUUGAAGAUUUACCUGUGGAAAUUUGCUGAAGGAUACGAAAAUUUUAGAAAUGCUACAAUUAAUGCACAAUAAAAUUUAUAUUAGAUUCAAAUCUCCUAAAUUCGUCAAGGAGUUAUGAUAACUUAUAGAUAUUUAAAGUAUUAUCAGAAUGUUCUGGAGUCUCCUGAUAUGACAACUGUGAAAGUUUGAUUACCUUCACAACAAGUUCAAAAUAUUGAAUUGCCAUUUUCACUCAUGACAUAUUUUGGAUAAAUUCAAGAUAUGAUCAUUCAGUGAACCAAGAAGGAUUCAUAUGACUUCAUUAUCAACUGUCCUCACAAGGAUCUUCAGCAAAUGUUUAGAGUUUAAAUAGCAAACACUUUGUAAAAUUACCCUCUUGUUGGAAAACUUGAAAGCAAACCUAUUAUUUUUGAGAAGUAAAGUUAAUUUCUAAAUUUGCUCCUGUUUAAUAAAAUUUUGCUGCUCAAAACUCAGCAAAAUUAGUAAAGAUGCUGUAAACUUACUAAUUACGUCCGUGGACGUAUUAUUUAUUAACAAAAUCUAAGAAUUGUCUGGCCAGCCAAUUCAUAAAAUUUACCACUAUGGUUGUAACUCGUUCAGAUUUCAAGGAGUAAGUUAAGAUGGAGCUUAAUUAUUUAAAGCUCAUGGCUGAGACAUCUAAAAAAUUAGAAGAAACUAAAGAAAACUUAGAUUUUAAUAUUUUCUUAAAAUUAGAUAGCCACUGAGUUUUUAUAACAUGUAAAGAAAACUCAAGUUUCUUUCUUAAAAUUUAGGAGCUGGUUGAAGUAUAGAGACGAGUAAAGAGCCAAUAAACCUUUACAAGAAGGUUUUUAGCCUCCUUUCAAUCACUUAGCAGGCAAACUGUUAGGAAUAAAUUCGAAAAUCUUUUGAAUAGUUGACUUGUGGCAUGAAAAGUCAACUCAUUUGCAUGGAUCUUCCAAAUCAAUAAAUUUUAAUUGAAUAUGUUAUCGACAUAAAUUUAUCAGACUUCUCAGGUUAAAAUCUGGAAUAAAGUUAACUUAACGUAUUUUAACGUCUUUUGAAUUAAAUAAUUGGUCUUAAGAAGUUCAAACAUUUUUGAUACCUACUUUUAUUGCUAAAUUAUGACAUUUUUGUGAAGAUAGUAGAAAUUUUCGAAUUAUUGAAACGUUCAUAAUUAUGAUUUGCACAGCGAAACUGUCAAUCAAAACUUAUCUAAAUUAACUAAAAAUUCAUAAGGGCUAACCUUCAAAAGAGGCUACAUUGUCAGUUUACUUAUAAUACCACUUUUGAGUUAAGGUCUACCACUUCAUGGUCAGGAAUGAAAACGAGCAAACGAAACUUUUAGAUAUUAAAAUUAAGCUCCACUAAUACCUGAAGAGCACUUGCAUCAUCUGAAAUAUAAAAGAACUAAUUUUAUUCUGAAUAGUGGGUAAAAUAAUGCUGCUUGCUAUAAAUUACCUAUAUUUUGUAACACUCAGGAAGUGUUCCAUAACAAGUAAAUCGAUUCACCAAUUCCCAUAAGAGCCUGCCUAAUCAUAUUUUGUUGACAAAUUAUUUAUUUCUUAUAUAAUUCAAAAGAUUCGUUACUAAUUUUACGCUUUAAGCUUCUUUUCCUAAUUUCUUUAAAGAAGUUAGUUGCUAUGUUUACAAGACUGAGGCUUUGUUCUAAGUUCAACUGAUCGCAAAUGAAAUUUCUGAAAUAAAAUCUGCCCAAACAAGCCUUAUUUCGGCAUUGUUCACCUUAAAAUUAAAAAAUAGCAGCCAAAACGUGCUGUGUUAUUGGAGUCAUAAGAUUUUAUUCCUGAACAUUUGCCAAGUUAAUUCAACUAUUACCCAAAAUUUUAAGGUUGGUAUUUAGAAAAUAUUUCAGCAAAAAGAGAUUCCAGGGUGGGGGCCUUCGAUGCUUAGUGAACAUUUUCUGAACAAGUCAUCCGGAAUAAUUAGAUAAUAUGGAAAACUAAGUUUUGACAUGGAACUAAAUAGUUAGCAUCCCAUUAAUCUCGCUUUUAAAAAAGAGAGAUAUUAUGAAGAAAAUGAACACUUCAGAACUUCGGCUCUUAAUACGUCUCUUUAUGAUUAAUUUGCUGAAACGAGAGCAAUCAUGUUCUUUGUAAUAUUAAGUUUAAAAUUUCUGGGAAAUAUUUUUAAGUUCUUGCAAAUAUCAUAUCUUUAUUAAAGCAUUACCCAUAAAAUGUACUUAUUGGCAGCCAUUAUGAAGGUCAUGCUAGUAUACCAAUCAUUUGCUAAGAAUUAUCGCAGAUAAAGCAAAUUCUUUGCUUAGAUUUUAAAAUAGAGCAUAAUGAUCUAAAUCUAAAAUUUCGCUAAAUUUAUUCAGCAAAAAUUCUGAAUUUGUUAUUGAAAUUAUAGUC
Moneuplotes crassus is the source of this 2503-nucleotide messenger RNA. NCBI's taxonomy places the organism in Eukaryota, Ciliophora, Spirotrichea, Euplotida, Euplotidae. The record is from the annotation of a GenBank genome assembly.